This is a messenger RNA of Tachyglossus aculeatus (Australian echidna), 1709 nucleotides long. It is a transcript of the gene CDYL2, whose product is annotated as chromodomain Y like 2. The transcript is spliced from 7 exons. Gene Ontology annotation, molecular function: transcription corepressor activity. The record is from RefSeq and is a predicted model, not a curated record. The coding region runs from base 101 to 1288 and encodes 395 amino acids. Gene Ontology annotation, cellular component: nucleus. Lineage: Eukaryota; Metazoa; Chordata; Mammalia; Monotremata; Tachyglossidae.
CACUGGGAUUCUGCGCACAGCUAAUCUCAGAGCCUGUGAUUCUGCAACGAGAGAGAGAGAGAGAGAGAGAGAGAGAGCGCCCCAAGUUCCACAACCCAGUAUGGCAUCAGGGGACCUUUAUGAGGUUGAAAAGAUUAUAGACAAAAGAAAGGACAAAAAAGGCAAAUGGGAAUAUCUCAUUAGAUGGAAAGGUUAUGGGAGUAAUGAGGAUACCUGGGAACCGACGCAUCAUCUACUGCAUUGUGAGGAGUUUAUUGCUGAAUUUAAUGGUCUGCAUUGGUCCAAGGAGAAGCAGGUGAAAUCGGGGAAGCCAAGCAGUGCAUGCAAAUUUUUACCAGAAAGUCAAAGUGCAUCCAUUGAGGAAACAACCUACAGGCCUUCAGAAUUUGAGAAAGAUCCUACUCUGGCCAAUCGAGAUUCAAACCUGCAGAGUGUUAUGAAAAGAAAAACGGAUGGGAAGACAGAUGUCUUUGAUACGAGACUCAGAUAUAGCAUCCGUCAAAAUGAAAAUAACAGUCGAUUUCGAGACAUUGUGGUCAGGAAGGAAGAUGGAUUCACCCACGUCGUACUCUCCAGUCAGACAUCUCGUAACAAUGCCCUGACCCCUGAGAUUAUGAAAGAAAUGCAGAGAGCCUUAUGCAGUGCAUCAACUGAUGACAGCAAGCUUUUACUUCUCAGUGCAGUUGGAAGUUCAUUUUGUAGUGGCUUGGAUUACUCUUAUUUACUAAGCCAGUUAUCCAACGAUAAAAGAAAGGAAAGCACCAGGAUUUCAGAGGUCAUCAGGGAUUUUAUAAAAUCUUUCAUCAAUUUUAAGAAGCCUAUUGUAGUAGCUGUCAAUGGCCCUGCCAUAGGGCUCGGAGCAUCUCUUCUGCCUCUGUGUGAUAUUGUGUGGGCGAGUGAUAAGGCUUGGUUUCAGACACCUUAUGUUGCUGCCUGCCACACUCCCGCUGGAUGCUCUUCAUAUACAUUUCCACAUUACCUGGGUGUGGCACUGGCAAAUGAGAUGCUGUUCUGUGGAAGGAAGCUCACGGCGCAGGAGGCUUGCAGUAAAGGGCUUGUAUCACAAGUAUUUUGGCCAGUAACCUUCAGUCAAGAAGUAAUGCUACGAGUGAAGGAAAUGGCCUCCUGUAGUGCUGUGGUAUUAGAAGAAUCCAAAUGCCUGGUGCAAAGCUUCCUGAAAUCUGUGCUGGAAGAUGCCAAUGACCAAGAAUGUCAGAUGUUAAAACAAAUAUGGAGUUCUUCCACAGGAUUGGAUUCAUUAUUGAGCCACCUCCUAGACAACAAAUGACCAAGUCUAAAAGUCCAAGUGAAACUGACUUUGAAAUAUUAUUUCUGUUGAAAAAAAAUCAAAGCCACAUUGGCCUUGAAAGAAGUGUGUGCCAGCAUCUCACAAUGUCUAUGGUUAUACCAAUUUCCUUGUGAGUUAUUCUGAAAAGUUACUUGUGUGUUUCUAAUAAGUGAGAGUGACUGUUUUACCAUUCAACUUGAAUUUAUAUAAUACUGUUGUAAUCUACAACUCUUCUGGUUAGAAACACAGGUUCUCUAAUGCACCAUCAGGGUCCAUUAAGGGACCAUCUCUACCAGUGUCUGAUGCAACACAUAUUUUUUGUGAGAGUAUGUAAAUCUGAUUUAAAUCACUUUCAAUCUAGAAAUGCUUUGUUACAAAGGUAUUCUUCAAAUGUGUAGCCAGCUUGAUAACAUAUAUUUAU